Molossus molossus (Pallas's mastiff bat) is the source of this 1143-nucleotide messenger RNA. It is a transcript of the gene MADCAM1, whose product is annotated as mucosal vascular addressin cell adhesion molecule 1. Gene Ontology annotation, molecular function: integrin binding involved in cell-matrix adhesion. The record is from RefSeq and is a predicted model, not a curated record. Gene Ontology annotation, cellular component: membrane. NCBI's taxonomy places the organism in Eukaryota, Metazoa, Chordata, Mammalia, Chiroptera, Molossidae. The transcript has 5 exons. Gene Ontology annotation, biological process: integrin-mediated signaling pathway; positive regulation of lymphocyte migration; leukocyte tethering or rolling. The coding region runs from base 1 to 1143 and encodes 380 amino acids.
AUGGAGCAGGACCUAGCCUUCCUGCUUCCCCUUCUCAUGGGGCUCCUCCAGCAAGGCCGCGGUGGGCCCCUGGAGGUAGAGCCCAGGGAGCCGGUGGUGGCCGUGGCCUUGGGCGGGUCGCAGCAGUUCACCUGCCGCCUGCCCUGCGCGGGCCCCAGGGCCGCCUCGGUGCAGUGGCGGGGCCUAGACACUAGCCUGGGUGCAGUGCAGUCGGGCGCCGGCAGCAGCGUCCUCUCCGUGCACAAUGCCUCGCUGUCGGCUUCGGGGACCCGCGUGUGUGUGGGCUCCUGCGGGAACCUCACCUUCCAGCACACCGUGCAAGUCCUGGUGUUCGCCUUCCCGAACCAGCUGACUGUCUCCCCAGUGACCCUGGUGGCCGGGCGAGACCAAGAGUUGGCCUGCACGGCCCACAACAUCACUCCUGUCAGCCCUGAUGCCCUCUCCUUGUCCCUGCUCCUGGGGGAUCAGGAACUGGAGGGGGUGCAGGUCCUGAGCCGGGAUGAGGAAGAGGAGCCCCAGGAGGGCGAGGACCUGCUUUUCCGGGUGACAGAGCGCUGGCUGCUGCCGUCUCUAGGGACACUUGCCCCACCCACCCUCCACUGCCAGGCGACCAUGAGGCUGCCAGGCUUGGAGCUGAGCCACCGCCACCCCAUUCCAGUCCUGCACAGCCUGACCUCCCCGGAGCCCCCCAUCACAACCUCUCCUGAGGCCACCCUGGAGCAGGACUCCACCGACAGUCCUGGGAGUCCUGGCCCCAAGCCUGGGAACAGCUCCAUCAAGCCCUGCCGCCCUGAGAUCCACCAGUCACCAGCACCAGGGGGUCUGGAGCUGCUGUGUGAAGCAGCCUGUGGCCCUGAUAUAGCUGUGCAUUGGACCCGGGCACCCGGCGAUCUGGCAACUUACAAGAUGUGGGAAGACGGGGCCCGGGCUUGGCUGAGCGUGCUGUGGGCUGGAUGCAACCCCGAGGGCUGGUUUCAGUGUCGCUUGGAACCAGGGGGCCAGACGGCCAGUCUGUACCUACUCCCAGAAAUCUGCUCCCCACCAGUGUCCGAAGCCCUGUGGAUUGGCAGCUUGGUGCUGGGGCUGCUCCUCCUGACGUUCCUCACCUAUCGCCUGUGGAAACGCUGCCAGUCCACCAGCUGA